Caenorhabditis remanei is the source of this 2739-nucleotide messenger RNA. RefSeq lists its product as uncharacterized. The coding region runs from base 1 to 2739 and encodes 912 amino acids. The record is from RefSeq and is a predicted model, not a curated record. NCBI's taxonomy places the organism in Eukaryota, Metazoa, Nematoda, Chromadorea, Rhabditida, Rhabditidae. The transcript has 11 exons. Gene Ontology annotation, biological process: molting cycle, collagen and cuticulin-based cuticle; endocytosis. Gene Ontology annotation, cellular component: plasma membrane; cytoplasmic vesicle membrane.
AUGUCGUCGGCGGAGGGAGAACAGUUUAUCCAUCGUCCGACGGUCAUCUCGACUGCUUCUGCAGCCUCGAGACCACGUCACAAAACAUUCGAAUUGUUGGGACCAUUCAGCAACAUUUCAUUGGCUGAAAUGUAUAAAGUGUGUGGAAAGAUCAUCGGAAGAUUCCCCGUCCCAUUCAUCAUUGCAACUGCUAUCAUGUGCAGUGCAGCUCUUGGUGCUAUUGGCCUUCAGAUGAAGGAUAAUGUGAGGGACGGCUACACUCCAAAAAACUCGCAGUCCCGUCUCGAAAACAAAAUUUACCGGGAGUUUUUAGGAUCGGAGGGAGAUCCGGUUAUGACGACAGUACUGAUGACAGCCAAAGACGGAGGAUCCAUGCAUCGAAUUGAGUAUUUGGAAGAAGCUCAUAGGCAAUGGCUUUACAUAUCCAAAAACUUGUCUGUCGACGUGGGAGACGGUCAAUUCAUGAAAUUCGGAGACUUCUGUGGACACUAUUGCCAGGCCAAUGAUAUUCUUCAGUAUUUCUUAUCAGCUUACAAAACAAAGUCAGCGGAUCCAACAGUCGAUGGAUACCAAUUGGAUUACCCUAUUGCCACAGUCAUGGGAUACCAACUGCAUUUGGAAAGAAACUUCUUCGGUGUCACCACGAAUCAAUCGAACCCAGUUACUAACAUCCAAAUGAUGAGAGUGUUGACUCUUCCUGUUCUUUCGGAAGUCAAGACUUUUGAAGAUACGGAUAAGUUGAAUAAAUGGGAGCUAGCUGUCUAUAACUAUGCUACUGGAUACUCAGCAUUGGAUGGACCCAACCAUCUGGUGGAGAUCAAUGUCAUCGGAGCUGAGGUUGUGGACACCGAAAUGAACAAAGACGCCCAGAAGAUGGUUCCAUAUUUCAUUGUUGGAAUUGUCUCUAUGAUCAUCUUCAUCUUCAUUACCGUUUCCAUCUCUGCUUCCUAUUACGGAUACUUCUCGUGGAGAAUUGGAUUGAUCGCUCUGGCUUGCCUGAUGGUUCCAAUUCUUGCUAUCCUGACUGCAUUCGGAAUAAAUAACAUGCUAGGAAACAGGACAAAUAGUCCGAUGAUGAUCAUGCCGUUCUUGAUCAAUGGAAUCGGUGUCAACGAUGCUUUCCUGACUCUCCAGAAUUGGCUUCAGCACAGUCCGGACUUGCCAUCGGGCAAACGACUGGGAUACAUGCUGUCGGAAGCUGGACCGAGUAUCACCACAACUACACUAACAAAUGUGAUCGUCUUCUUGAUCGGGUGGAUGAAUCCGACCGAGGAGAUGUCCAUUUUCUGUCUCGGUUGUGCCAUCUCGCUUCUUCUGGCAUACGUGUACACACUCACAUUCUUCUGUCCAGUGUUGGUUCUUCUUCUCAAUGAACGAGUCAAAGAGCCCAGCAAGCUCGAAAGGAGUUUCAACAAAGCCCUCGAAUUCUAUGCCAAAAUCGUGUGCUCCAGAUGGACAUUCCUUCUACUCAUGCUUGGUGUUGCCGUGUAUUGGGGAUUCGGAAUCUAUGGAACUCUCAGAAUUCAAGCCGUUCUGAACACCGCUAAAAUUCUUCCACUGGAGACUCCCAUCCGGAAACCAAACAGAAUCAUUGAAGAAACUGUCUGGAAAGAGUUCUACCCGGUGACUGUGAUUGUGAACAACCCAGUGGACAUAAGUAACCCUUCGAAAUUAAGCAUCUUCGAAAGUCUUGUUCAUGAUUUCGAAUCAAUGGAGAAAUGCCGAGGAUCCGAGUAUACAAUCUCUCCAAUUAGAGAUUACCAGACAUAUUUCUAUGGAGUUGGAGCUGAAGAUUUCGACUAUGAGGACGAAACAGUCAAGAAUACAAGCACAACUUUUGAUUUCAGCAAACUCGCCGGAUUCCUCGAAAAUCCGAUCUACAAGCACCACAAAGGAACGAUGAAGUUGAACUUCUCCAAUACUGUUCCCAUUCGCAAAGUUCAACUCAUAUUUGCCUAUGAAAAUGUAACCUCGUGGGACGAUAGAAUCAAAAUAAUGGAGGAUUGGAGACACAUUGCAAGCAGUUAUGGCACUCUGAAUGUUUCCGUUUGGAAUGUCAAUGCUAUGUUCGUCGACCAGAUGCAAAGUCUCAAAGGAUUGGCUAUUUCGAACGCCCUUGUCACUUUGGGAUGUAUGGCUGCAGUCUGCAUUGUGUUCAUUCGUAAUCCAUUGUCCGUGUCUCUUGCAACUGCAUCGAUUCUGUCAAUCUCAAUUGGAGUAACGGGAUACUUAUGUUUCUGGGAUUUAGAUCUCGAUCCAGUCACUCUGUGUGCAGUCAUUGUAUCUAUCGGAAUGUCUGUCGAUUUCGUGGCUCACGUUGCUUGCCAUUAUCAGGUUCGCUACAAGGAGUUCGAAGAGAACGGAGUUGUCAAGAAAAUUGAGAUGAAAACUCCAGAAUCUCGUGUCGUCAACUCACUUUCAAAUGUUCUUUGGCCUAUGGUUCAGUCAGCAUUCUCAACACUUUUGUGUGUGUUGCCGUUGGCCAUUCUUCAGAACUACCUGCCAAUGGUGUUUGUCAAAACCAUAUUGUUGGUUGUCAUCUGGGGAAUGUUCCAUGGUCUGGUUCUCCUUCCUUGUAUCCUUGCUCAGUUCCCCUUGUCUGUUUUCAACAAGACAUUUGCUGACUUGCUCUUCGGAAGAACUUCCUCUUCUUCGUGCUCAUCUGAAACUGAUUCUGAGGAAGAUACGAUGGCCGAAGCACAGGAAAUGACACCACUCUCAAUUGCAGACAAAGCCUAG